AUGUCCCACCACCGCGAGCCGCUCUUUUUCUCCGCCUCCCUCUCGCCCUCGCCCGAGCCGGCCGCCAAGCGUCCUCGCCUGGCGGAGGCUGAGGUGGUGGCUGCCCCCAUCGAGACCGAGACCGAGGCUGCUGUCCCCGGCACGAGCGCGAACGCGAACGCGAGAUCUAUCGAGAACGAGAACGAGAAAGCGGACGGCAAGCUCUACCUCACUUCACCUGAGGUCGAAGAAGAGCUGAUGAAAACGGUUGCCCUCAUCCGCAGAUACAAGAAAGCUGGUCUGAGAGCCCCCAACGACAUCUGGACAUUCUAUGCUGUCGAGCGCCUCCUGGAGCCUCUCCGCCAGGAGCAGCUGGCCAUGAUGCAGGAGAAGAGCGGCGGUGAGAAGAUGGACGUCGACGAUGAAGAUCUCGGCAAGCACACGGCGCAGAAAAGCAGCAAGGGCAAGGAGAAGGCGAAGCCCACAACUGUGGCGAAGGGCAAGGGAGUCGGGAGGAAGAAGGCGAGCGAGAAGUAG
Molecule: messenger RNA, 516 nt
Organism: Trichosporon asahii var. asahii CBS 2479
Lineage: Eukaryota; Fungi; Basidiomycota; Tremellomycetes; Trichosporonales; Trichosporonaceae
Exons: 3
Coding region: 1-516 (171 amino acids)
Source: RefSeq, a predicted model, not a curated record